AUGACUGGAUGUACUUGCAAGGGAAAGCUGACCAAGACGGCCAGCUGCCCGCUGAACCCCUGCACCUUCCCGGACGCGCCGUGCUGCGGCACCUUCCAGAAAACGGCCGACGUCGAGACGCGCCGAUAUUCCUGCUACGAUCCGACGCAACGAACGAACGCGAAGAAGGCACGCGACAACUACAUGAAGUCGCGCAAGAGCCGCAAGACGACCCGCCAUCAGGAGAAC
Mesorhabditis spiculigera is the source of this 228-nucleotide messenger RNA. NCBI's taxonomy places the organism in Eukaryota, Metazoa, Nematoda, Chromadorea, Rhabditida, Rhabditidae. The record is from the annotation of a GenBank genome assembly.